This is a messenger RNA of Hemibagrus wyckioides, 4312 nucleotides long. RefSeq names its product eukaryotic translation initiation factor 2D (gene eif2d). Gene Ontology annotation, molecular function: translation initiation factor activity; RNA binding. Bases 150 to 1922 code for a protein of 590 amino acids. Gene Ontology annotation, biological process: formation of translation preinitiation complex; translational initiation. The record is from RefSeq and is a predicted model, not a curated record. The transcript has 15 exons. NCBI's taxonomy places the organism in Eukaryota, Metazoa, Chordata, Actinopteri, Siluriformes, Bagridae.
UUCCACCCGGACAUAUUUUGUAUCGCAGCCGCACGCUUAUGCUUGCUAAUGAAUUGUAGCAUGUUUGACACAAGAUAUCACAAGUGUAUUUCAGGCAUUAGCUGGUCGCCUUUCCUUAACUAGUUAACACAAAUAAAAUACACAGCAGGAUGUUUACAAAAGCGUUUCGCGUGAAGUCCAAUACCGUUAUCAAAGGAUCCGACAGGAGGAAGCUGAAAGCGGACGUCUCUGCCGCGUUUCCGUCCCUGUCUGCUGACCACCUCAACGAGCUCGUACCGAACAAAGAAGAACUGAACGUUGUAAAAAUCUACGCGCACAAAGGAGAUGCUGUCACUCUGUAUGUUCUCCACAGGAACCCAAUGUUCUUCCAGCUGGAGAAACAGUUGUACCCUACAGUGUACACACUUUGGCGAUAUCCUGAUCUGUUACCCGCCUUCACAACAUGGCCUCCAGUGGUACAGAAACUAACUGGUGGGGCAGAUCUGAUGCUGCCAGGAGUAGUGGUGUCUUCUACAGGGCUACCAGAAGUAAAUCAAGGAGACAGCUGUGCUGUUAAUGUCGUGUCAAACAGAGCUCCAGUUGCUGUUGGUACAGCGGCCAUGUCGAGCAGAGAGAUGAGGACCAGUGGGAUGAAGGGCAAAGGAGUGAAUGUGUUACACACGUACAUGGACCAGCUGUGGGCUUUUGGGGAUAAGACCACUCCUCCUGUCCUCCCAGUCACUGAUCCCUCAGUCCAGGCAGAGGCAGAAAUGGACAGACAGGAGAGUGGCGAAGAGGGAACGGAGAUUUCGGUUCAGGAGAGCGAAGGACAGAAAAACUGUGGGACGACUGCAGUGGAAUCGUCUCUUCAGAAUCUCCAGGAUCUCAGCCUCCGAGAGGGAGAGAAAGAGGAGGACACGGAGGAGGUGCAGGGAGAACAGGAGGAUUCAAGGUCUCCACAAGAACAGAUGGAUUCUCUGUUGUUUCAGUGUUUCCUCCAUGCCCUGAAGAGUAAAGUGAAGAAGUCGGAGCUCCCCCUGCUGACCGGCACCUUUCUGCGCAAGCACAUGGCGUCAUGCUGUCCCAAAGGAAAAAACCUUGACAUCAAAAAAUCCAGCUAUAAAAAGCUCUCGAAGUUCCUGCAGUCGAUGCAGAAGGAGCACAAUCUGGUUCGGGUAAAGGAGUUGACUAAAGGAGUGGACAGCAUUGUAGAAGUCGACUGGAAGAACCCUGAGUUGUGUUCUUUCUGCGUGCCAGAGGACUGGGAGCCCCCAGAGGAGUGCGGUGAGGAUCGAGAGAGCUGUGAGGAGGUGUAUAAGCCCCCUGAAAUCACUCUGCUUUACGGGGUCACCUCACGCCUGGAGCCUCUAUUCCAAGAUGUGCAGAAAAAAAAGGGUGCAGUGCUGCAGGCUAGUGAAGUGAGGAGCAUCAUCACCGAGUAUGUGAAAAAAAACGAGCUUGUCCACGACACCAACAAAAGCUAUGUGAACAUCAAUCCUGUGCUGUGUGACUGCUUACUGGAGAAAUCAGAGUAUCAGGAGCUCGAGGUGUUAAAAUGGGACGAUCUCUUCAGCAGGACUUUGAGCAGGAUGCAGUCAUGCCAUCAGCUGCUGUUUCCAGGCCAGGCUCCUGUGGUCCGGAAAGGGCAGGUGGAGCCCAUCGAUAUCACUGUAGCCUCCAGAGGCUCUAACAAGAAGGUGACGAUAAUAAAGAACCUGGAGGUGUUCGGGAUAGAGCCAACAGUGGUAGCAGACACCCUGCAACGUCUAGUCCAGGCCAGUUCCGUCCUCCACGACGUCCCCGGAGCCAAAGAGCGGCAGCUGGUGCAGAUCCAGGGCAACCAGGUGCACCACGUCGGCAAACUGCUACUAGAGCAAUAUCAGAUCCCUCGCAAAUAUAUCCAGGGUUUGGAUAAAGCUCCGAAAGCAGGCAAGAAGAAAUAACAAGCGUUCCAUUCUGGUGACUGUACAUUGCUGUAACAUAAACAUGAACUACUGGCCAAAUUCAUCAUUUGUGUCCUAAGACUACUCCACCGGCAUGAGGUUUAUUUGACAGAGCUGGACCAUGCAUUCAAUCAUGGAAUAAAAUAUUAGUACAAAACAAAUUCGACAGCCUUCUAUAAUUGUUUUGCUGUACAGGAAGAUGCAAGAAUAUACAACACAUGCUUUUCACUGUCAUUGUUACCCUAAUAUUAUGAAACCACACUUUAUGAGGUUGUUUUUUUACCAACUUCACUAUUUUUUUUUUUACUUCCUUUGUCUUAUAUACUAAACUUGGCACGUUCUAAAUAUUUGUGCCCAUUUCCCUUACCACAAACAAAAAUAUAAUCUAGUGGUAUGGUUGUUGGUGCCAUAUAUCUGGUUUGAACAUUGGGAUUUUCACACACAAUAGACCUUUCGUGUAUGAGACAGGUCAGAAGAGAAUGGCCAGACCAGUUCAAGCUGACAAGAAGACUGUGCUAACGCAAAUGUCCACUUUUUACAACCAUGGUGUGCAGAAAAGCAUCUCGGAUCAAAUCAUAAUAAGGGUUUGGACUACAAAAGCAGAAAGUCACACGUAGUUUCAUACCUAUCUGUUAAGAAAAGGAAUCUAUGUGGCCAUAGUGCCGUCUUCCCAAUCCUCAACAAGUUCCUUCAUCAGUUAAUUCCAUUUGAUCAGUUGCUUUUAUGUGAUUAAAUUAUAAUUAUAUAUUCCUCUCAUGGUUGUUGGCAUUUUAACACGUCAUGGUGAUUCGAACAGGAACAUACAGUAACACUUGACAAAAAAACUAAAACACACACACACUCAGCAGGACAACCUUUGGUUUCCCUCCAGGAUGCAGCAGAAAUCCUGUACCUUUUUAAUUAAGCAAAUAAGCUUCAGCACAAAAGCAUAAACCUGUUCACACCAAUACUAAUGAAAAGUAGUUCAGUUUUACUUUCAUUAACUACAUUUAGACUUAAACUAACAAGAGGAAAUAUGCGAAAGACUAAAACUAAAUUAGCUGUCGAAUUUAACACUAACUUCUUCAUACUUCUUCAUAAUGCAGUUAAUAGUGAAAAAUUGUAGAAAGGCUGAACACAGUAGAUCUUGAUCAAUCUUGAAAAUACAGCGACACUAAAAAUCAAUAACUAGUUAGACAUAAAUGUUAGACUGGGUAAAAAGUGACAACACUAGAUUUUGCCCCUUCAUUUUGCACUGAGGUUAUUUCCUUAGUAUAACAUAGUAAGAGGCUGCUCAGGUUCAGGGUUCAAGAUUUUAUUUGCCACAUACACAGUUAUAUACACUGAUCAGGGAUAACAUUAUGACCACCUGCCUAAUAUUGUUAGUCCCUCUUUUGCUGCCAAAACAGCCCUGACCCUUCAUGCACUGUGUAUUCUGACACCUUUCUAUCAGAACCAGCAUUAACUUCUUCAGUAAUUUAAGUAACAGUCUGUUGGAUCAGAUCACACGGGCCAGCCUUCACUCCCAACGUGCAUCAGCGAUCCAUGACCCUGUCGCCGGUUCACCACUGUUCCUUCCUUGGACCACUUUUGAUAGAUACUGACCACUGCAGACCGGGAACACCCCACAAGAGCUGCAGUUUUGGAGAUGCUCUGAUCCAGUCGUCUAGCCAUCACAAUUCGGCUCUUGUCAGUCUCACUCAAAUCCUUACGCUUGUCCAUUUUUCCUGCUUCUAACACAUCAACUUUGAGGACAAAAUGUUCACUUGCUGCCUAAUAUAUCCCACCCACUAACAGGGGCCAUGAUGAGGAGAUCAUCAGUGUUAUUCACUUCACCUCUCAGGGGUCAUAAUGUUAUGUGUGAUCGAUGUAUAUAAAAGCAAUAUUAUACAUUAAGUUUAAAACUUGCAGUGAGGCGAAAAAGUGUCUUUACAGUAAGGGUGGGUAUAGUAACCAAAAAUAUUUACUCAAGUAACCGUAAAAGUAAUAACGUUCAAAGUUACUUGAGUAAGAGUAAUAAAUGAUCCAAUGAGAAGACUACUCAAGUAGCGACUUACUAGAUACUUUGGAUCUGAUUCAAAUAAAGGGAAAAUCUUGAAUCUCAGACUAUAUGGAGAUCUGUAAGCCACACAUCUUGAAAGUCUGUUCUGUUUACAGGAUAUAAAACCAUCAUUCUAAGUAACGUUGCAGUAUAUAAAGAUCGCGAGUCUCGUGAUACUCUGUCCUGUACUGUUUUGUUUUGUAAUGUCUUUUUGGCUUGCACUAUUUGCUCUAGGUUGUAGCACUUAAUGGAGCUGGGACAACUUACUUCAGUCCUUAGUUCUGUGUGGUUUUGUAGCUCUAUGUUGUUUUAUGUAGCACCAGGGUCCUGUCUCAUUUCACUGUGUAUUGCAUCAGUUAUAUAUGGUCGU